AUGUCUUUUGGUCCUCCCAACAGCGCGCCCCUCCCCUCUUCCUUUGACGAAAAUGAGGACUUCUACAACGAAAACACCAUCGACAAGAUAUGGCGCCGUCUCCGCGAAGAGCCCCUCGUGCCCCUCGGCUGUGGCCUCACCGUCUGGGCCAUUGUGGGCGCAACCCGCUCCAUGCGCAAGGGCGACCACAAAAUGACAAACGUCUACUUCCGCCGCCGUCUCUACGCACAAGCAUUCACCAUUGCUGUAUUAGUCGCAGGAAACUUGUACUGGCAAAAGGACCGUGUCAAGCGCAAGGACUAUGAGAAGAAGGUUGCAGAGAAGGAGCGCAUGGACAAGAGGGAGCGAUGGCUGAGAGAGCUGGAGAUGCGAGACGAGGAGGACAAGGCAUGGAAGGAGCGAAUGGCUAAGAGGGCUCGAGGCGCGGCUGAGGAUGUUAAGAGCGAGGCAAGGGGAGUUACGGAUAUGGUUGCUGAGAAGACAAGGGAGCUCAAGGACAAGACUAUGGGAAAAUAA
Bipolaris zeicola 26-R-13 is the source of this 516-nucleotide messenger RNA. RefSeq lists its product as uncharacterized. Lineage: Eukaryota; Fungi; Ascomycota; Dothideomycetes; Pleosporales; Pleosporaceae. The coding region runs from base 1 to 516 and encodes 171 amino acids. The transcript is spliced from 2 exons. Gene Ontology annotation, cellular component: mitochondrion. The record is from RefSeq and is a predicted model, not a curated record. Gene Ontology annotation, biological process: mitochondrial respirasome assembly.